Molecule: messenger RNA, 2387 nt
Organism: Manis pentadactyla (Chinese pangolin)
Lineage: Eukaryota; Metazoa; Chordata; Mammalia; Pholidota; Manidae
Product: ral-GDS-related protein-like
Exons: 13
Coding region: 390-2231 (613 amino acids)
Biological process (GO): positive regulation of GTPase activity; Ras protein signal transduction
Cellular component (GO): plasma membrane
Molecular function (GO): guanyl-nucleotide exchange factor activity; zinc ion binding; DNA binding
Source: RefSeq, a predicted model, not a curated record
UGGCAUGACCCUCCCUGUGCAGGUUGGGACAUUGGGCAGCUGCUGUGGCUUCAGCGUGACAGGGAACUGGUGACAAAAAGCGGCCUGAGCUCAGCUCUUGUCUCCUCAGAGCUGGGACCCUGGUGUCAUUGCCAAAGAGCGAGGGGAGGGCUCUGGUGGAGAUCUGUGUACUCAUGCACGGCAAGGGCCAGGAGGGUGGGCAGUCAGCAGCCCAGAGGGGCAUGGGGGCGAGUCUGAAUUCAGGGAGGGGCCCAGGAAAUGGACCCUUGAAGAAGUGAUGUCACUGAAGAUACGCCCAGUAGAACCUGAACUGUGACCCGGACGGAACCCAGCUCCUGGUCGCAGACCCCAGUCCUGCUCACUUGACCGGAGGCGCUCGACAGAGCAACAUGCGGUCUUGUUGUGCGGAGCCUUCUGAAGGCGUGGGAGUCAGGGAAGCCGAGAGGAAGAGUCUUCCUGCUCGCUGUGGGCGUUGGCUGAGAGACCACCUUCGCCUCUGUCUGUGUGUCCCGAGGAGCCCCGAGCGUGAACCUGAGCCAUCUGUCCAUGGGACUGAGGUCCCCAAGCGCAGGGCUCCCCGGACAGGCGUGAGGAGGAAGGGGAGAAAGCACACGGGACGAGUGGAACCAGCUCCAAACACCAGCCGGAGCGCUCCCGAGGCCACCCUCCCUCCCGAGGACGCUGACCAGCCCACCACGGGCCAGCGGCUCCCCCGGUCACAGCCGGGAAGCAUCACGGGUGAUACCCUCACGGCCUCCUCAUGUAAUGGGGGGCAUGACAAGGGGCCAGAGGAGGAUCUGAGAAAGCCUUACCCCAGCUGCAGGAUGGGACAGGCUAGGCGCCCUGCCUGGGAGCCCGAGCAUGUGCCCUGCGCCAUCGAUGCCAGCCAGCUUUCAUCCACCCUGGAGGGCCAAGUCCUCCACCACUUGGUCCAGGAGGAGCACCUGGGGCCCACGGUGGCAGAGCUGGAAGAACCACGGCAGACGCAGCUGGCUCCAGAGACACGGGGAGGGCCGGUUUCGUCGCCUGAGCCGGUCCAGGAGCUCCCUGAGACCCCUGUGCUGGAGCGACGGCCGGUGUCACCUGCUUCCGCCCCUGCAGAGCCGGAGGAUGUCCCAGCAGUGGCCUCAGCCCAGGGGCCAGGCCCUGAGCUGGAGCCCCAUGAGCCCUCGGGCCUGGGGCCCAGGGCACUUGCUGGAAUGGCACCAGGUGUGGCAGAGCCAGGUCCAGGUCCAGAGCCCACCGGCCCCUGUGCUGCGAGCCCCUGGGACAUCCCAGGACUGGUCUCAGGCCCCGAGCUGGAGCCCCGUGAGUCCUCGGGUGCGGGGCCCGUGUCACCUGCAGGAAUGGCACAGGGCCUGGCAGAGCCAGAGGUGGUCCUGGAGCCCACCAGCCCCUGUGCCGUGAGCACCCGGGAUUUGCCGAGGGAGAGGGUGCGGACCAUCCUGGCGUUUGCCCCACGCCUGGUGGCCGAGCAGCUGACCCUGAUGUGUGCGGAGCUGUACAGUAGGGUUGAAUGUGGUGAAUGCAAGGUCUACGUAGAGAGACAACCACUGAGGGAAGCCAUUGUGCUCCUGGCCCCCAACAUCCUUAACGUCAUCAGGCAGUUUGGUACCACGUUUCAUUGGGUCAUCUCCUCCUGCCUGAGGGCCCCGAGCAGGAUGGCCCAGGACAGGGCCCGAGUGGUGGAAUUCUGGAUCCAGGUGGCCAAGGAGUGUCUGGCUCUCAGAAAUUUCGAGUCCUUCCGUGCCAUCAUCUUCGCCCUGCAGCGCCCUCCUGUACGUCGCCUGGAGAGCACCUGGGCACAUGUUUCCUGGAAGAGCUCCUGGAUCUACAAAAAACUUAAAAAGAGGAACAAGGGGCUUAAAGGGAAGCAGCUCCUCAAGGAGGCGAGGGCCAUGUUGAGGCGAUGGCCGCCGUCCCCCAGGGCAUCCCAGGAUAUGAAGACGCAGGGCAUGAUCCCGCCGCUCGGACUGAUCCUGUACGAAGCCUUAGAGAAACAACAGGAACAUCAUGUGGACGUCACUGACUUCCUAGAGGAGAUCGUCAUAUACAGGUUCCUGGCCAGGCAGUAUGACCUGGAGCCCAAGGAGCACUUCCUGUCCUUUUUCCAGAGACUGAAGCUCCUGCGUGAGGAGCAGAGCUACGGCCUGUCCUACCACCUGGAGCCCCCAGGUCAGAGGGCAGGCAGAAAAGGACUGUUAAAGUUCUUCAGGUCCCUCAAGAUUUAAACUUACGGGCCAGGGCCAGCUGCUGUCAUCGGGCCCGCGGCCCUGCUGGUGUCCUGGCUGCAUGUGGAGGAGAGCUGCUUCCCCUCCGGGCAGGCGGCCCCUGGCGCCCCAGGACCCCAGUCUGCUUGCUGCUCCUCUUCCUCCCGCUGCUCAUCC